Ictalurus furcatus (blue catfish) is the source of this 4950-nucleotide messenger RNA. It is a transcript of the gene ncanb, whose product is annotated as neurocan b. Gene Ontology annotation, molecular function: calcium ion binding; hyaluronic acid binding. The transcript is spliced from 15 exons. Gene Ontology annotation, biological process: cell adhesion. Bases 20 to 3841 code for a protein of 1273 amino acids. NCBI's taxonomy places the organism in Eukaryota, Metazoa, Chordata, Actinopteri, Siluriformes, Ictaluridae. The record is from RefSeq and is a predicted model, not a curated record.
UGAUGCCUAUUUACAGAGGAUGUUGAAGGAGUGUCGUGUGUCUGGGAUUCAGUCUCUCUUGACUGUGUUUCUGCUCCUCUCGCUGGAACACGAUGUGGUAUGGGGUGAAACAGUAGUGAACAUGCGGAAGGUGACUCACCAGGUAGUACAGGUACCUCUGUCAGGCACUGCUGUGCUGCCUUGCAUCUUCACUUUACGGCCCAGCCCAUCUCAUGAAUCUCAUGACGCCCCUCGCAUUAAGUGGACCAAAAUCUGGGGCCACCAUGGGCUUGAUGGACUACAGAGGGAGCAGUCUGUAUUGGUAGCAAAAGGCAAUGUGGUGAAGGUGAAGAAAGCCUUCCAGGGCCGCGUCAUCCUGCCUGGCUACACAGAGAAUCGCUACAAUGCCAGCCUGGCACUGACAGGCCUGAGAUCCAGCGACUCGGGCAUGUACCGCUGCGAAGUUGUGGUGGGACUUAACGACGAGCAAGACACAGUGCCUCUCCAGGUUACAGGUGUGGUCUUCCACUACCGAGCCCCUCAUGACCGCUAUGCCUUGUCAUUCCCUGAUGCUAAGCAGGCAUGUGCGGAAAACUCUGCAGUGAUCGCCACACCUGGGCAGCUGCAGGCUACUUUCGAUGAUGGAUAUGACAACUGCGAUGCAGGCUGGCUCUCUGACCAGACUGUAAGGUAUCCCAUCCAAUCUCCACGGCCUGGUUGCUAUGGCGACCGGGAAGACUCACCUGGUGUGAGAAACUAUGGCAAUCGCGCCACUGAUGAGCUGUUUGAUGUGUACUGCUUUGCUGAGAGCCUGAAAGGUGAAGUGUUCCAUGCCAGCGUGACAGAUAAGUUGAGUCUGGCCACAGCUUCUACUCACUGUCACGAAUUGGGCGCUCAGCUAGCCACAGUGGGACAGCUUUACCUGGCCUGGCAGGCUGGACUGGAUCGCUGUGACCCAGGCUGGCUGGCUGAUGGUAGCGUGCGCUACCCCAUCAAUCAACCACGGCGCAACUGCGGAGGCGAUGAGCCAGGGGUACGCACUCUCUACCAUAAUCCCAACCGCACCGGCUUUCCUGACACCGCCAGCCUCUUCGAUGCCUACUGCUACAGAGAGAGACAGCCAGAAGCAAAGGCACUUGUGCAGACUUCACAGACUUCAAGCACAAACUCCACAGAUGACUGGGAACAACUCCAACAGAAUGGAGGCUUUCCUCACCCUUCCACCUGGACUGGACUGGUAGAUCUGGAUAAGGAAGAGUUUAAUUCCAUUGCAGACAAUGACACCUCUGAAAUAUCGGGAGAGCAUGUGGUAAUUAAUCUCAGACCUAGUGACAGGCCAGUGAGCCAGGAAAUACAUGUGUCCAAAGAUCAAUCUCAUCCUGUUCUGGAGCUCCACGGGGGUUCAGCAAGAGAGGAACCUGAUGAAAGAGACGUGAAUGAGGACUACAGAUUGUCCCUUGAGCCCUCAUUGACCACACCAUUCUCAUCCACACAGGCUCAAACCAGCAACAGCAUGCUCUUUAACUUUGUUGACUCCAUCGUGAGGCCCUGGAAAUACUGGAAAGGCAAUGCAGAGACAGAGGCCCCUUCAACAGUGUCAAGUCUAUUGAAGGAGACAUCAGAGGAAGUCCAGGCAGACAGGGUGAAGACAGGGGGUGGGCUUAGAGAGAUUAAAGGAAGUAUUGAUAAUGCUAUCUUGGAGCCUGAGAGUGUGGAGCCUUCAACUAAACCCUCCACACCAUAUUCAGAGGAAGGACUUUUAGAGCAGGAAAAAGAGGUGGUUCUGCCAGUAUCAGUAAAUGAGCUGAAGAAUCCCAGCAAAUUCCCAACAGAACCUUCGGUUUCACAACCAACAGCAUCCAGAGGACUAAUUGCGUCAGGACGGAUGGAGGUGAUGAAUCCCACAACUGCAACAAGCCCCUUGGGUUCCAGGAGCAGUUAUGGCUCCAUGCCAGUGCUGGGCAGCCAGCAGGAAUGGGCGCUUCGGUCUCUAAGAGGAUACGCUACUCCAAGCAGUAAUGGGAUCCUUACGACUCAGACCAUUGGAACUGUGGAGACCAAACGAAGGGCAAUGGAACUCGUGACAAUUCCGGUCAUCAGGGACAACCAUGAGAACUAUUCUGGGGAAGGCAAGGAUCAUAUUGAAGAGACUUACUCACUGCCAAAGGUGUCUACAUCACAGUCCACUCCACAAAGAGGGAUUUCAGAAGAGGAUAACGAUGCUGAUGGGAGUGGAGGAAAUGAUUUAUUUAUCAGCAACAGUCAGACAAAAUUGGGUACUCUGGAGGCCUCUGAAGAACAGAAUGUUCUCAUACAAACAACAGUGCAGUGGGAGCGCUUAGAUCUACCAACUGGACAACCCUCUCACAGUGCCAGUGUCUCCAAAGAUGCCACGGCUCCCGAGGAGGCCAGGGGGCAGAUCCUCUACAUGCAUCGUCCUACAGAAACAUCUAGGAAUACUCCUUUUAAAAUGAUCAAAGUGCCUUUGGUCAAGACGAAGCUGAGUCUUGAAAUCCCGUUUGAAAUCCUGACUCCUUAUGCGGCCACCACUUCAGAACUCACCCCAAAAGUUUCGAGUGCUACUGACCAAACGCCAAGCAGCACCACCGUGACGACACUUAACAGUCAGAAUGAAAAUACAGACGCAACCACUGCUGGAGAUGCUGUGUCCACUACAGACCCUGCAAUAUCAGUUACUUGGUUACCAGUGCUUCAAGAAGAAUCUCAAGAACCACAGACACAUGUGUCUACCACAGUGACUACUGUAAGACUUGAGACUAAGAGUAACACAGUUCACCUGACCACACCAUAUGUGAAGGAAACAUCCCAGCAGGCAGAGACUGAACCAGAGACGCAACCAGCUCCUACCACAGGUAGCACAGGUGGAAAUACCACAAGCCAAGCUAAAGUCGACUAUGAAAACAACUCUUCAGCUGAAUCAGCAGAGGAGGAGCCUUGCCAGACGAACCCAUGUCUGCAUGGGGGCAGCUGCUUGAGGGAAGGCGAAGGGUACAGCUGCCUCUGCCCUCUGGGAUUCUACGGAGAGAGCUGCGAGAUCGAUAUUGAUGAAUGUCAGUCAAAUCCAUGUCAGAAUGGAGGCACCUGCAUUGACGAGGUCAACUCUUUUGUAUGCCUGUGUCUACCCAGCUACGGAGGAGCCACAUGUGAAAAAGACACUGAAGGUUGUGAUCAUAACUGGCGGAAGUUCCACGGUCAUUGUUACAGAUACUUCAUUCACCGACUCAGUUGGGAAGAUGCAGAGAAAGAUUGCAGAGAACACAAUGGCCACCUGGCUAGCAUUCACAACAGAGAAGAGCAGGACUUCAUCAACAGUAUGAGCCACGAAAACACUUGGAUUGGUCUGAAUGACAGAACCGUGGAGGAGGAUUUCCACUGGACUGAUAACAUGGAUCUGCAAUAUGAGAACUGGAGGGAGAACCAGCCUGAUAAUUUCUUUGCGGGAGGAGAGGACUGCGUGGUUAUGAUCGCCCAUGAGAAUGGCAAAUGGAACGACGUGCCCUGCAACUACAAGCUGCCCUACAUCUGCAAGAAAGGCACAGUGCUGUGUGGCCCCCCUCCCCUCGUGGACAACGCUUUCCUGAUAGGCCGCAAGCGUUCACACUACGAUAUCCACUCAGUUGUGCGUUAUCAGUGUGCAGAUGGGUUUCUCCAGCGCCAUAUUCCCACCACCAAGUGCCGUGCCAGUGGUAAAUGGGACCAUCCCAAAAUCCUCUGCACAAAGUCUCGGAGGUCCCAUCGCUACAGGCGCCAUCAUCACAAGUCUCAUCAUGAGCGCAGAAAGCACAAGAAGCAUGGCUCAGGCGGUCAUCGGGGUAGACAGGAGGGUCAUGGUCAUUUCUAACCAAAAACAAAACCCAUGCUUCUGUGUCCUAAUGAAGUUCUCCUUGUUCCUGCACUGUCUGAAACAUACGGUUUCCUUCAUCAGCCUCUAUCCCUCAAACCUGUGAUCAAAGGGUCGCUGUUAGACUCCACAUAGACUAUAAUGACUACAAUGUUUCUUUUUUUUUUUUUGUCAACUUCACUCUGUUAAUCUGUCCAGCAUUUUACUGUACCUAAAAUGAGCCUAUUCAAGGGAGUUCAUUCAUACCCCUAGGGGUUGAAAACUCUUUUUGGUCAUGUACUGUACUUUUACAUAAGCAGGUAUAAGAGGUGGCAGUUUGGUACAAAAGUGUGCUAAAUUUCAUUUUAAAAUGCAGAAUACAAAUCAACAGAAACCACGCUCAUGUUUUACUAUCAUAAAUCUUUCAUAUAUUGAGAACAUUUCUUGAUCUUUGUUAACUUUGGUUAGCAGUUUGUAAGGCAUUAUCUUAACUAAAUAAUAAUUCUGAAUAGGUUGUUGUGAUUUCAUUAAGAGGAGUAAUGAUUAUUCUGAUUUAGAAAGAUUGCUUAGCGUUGUUUUGUCUUAGUGUUUAAAAUCUUUUACCACAGCAGCAACACAGAGGAAUUUUUUUCUUUCACUGUUUCUACUUCAAAGAUCAGCAAAUUAAAUAAAAGGAUAGGUGGGCCAGAAAUCAGUCACAUUAAUUGCACUAUUCAACAUUUACAUUUUUAACAUGUACUGAGUAAUUCCUAAAUGGAUAUUAGCCAAAAUCCCUUGAUUAGCAUGAUGCCAGUAAUCAAAAAUCAUUGCACAGUAGGUAUAUUAUCUUUGGAUAAACCAAGACCAUGCAGAGCCUAUUUUCCCCAAAGCAUUUAAAAGUUAAGAUCAUCUUGACUGGUAGAGAGAGUGUUUUAAUGCUCCACCAUUGUGAUGCUUUUGGGAAACUCAGGCCAGAAUUACUCAUGCGGUUGCACAAUUUAUUUGGAAAUAUAUAAAGGGUUCUUUUCUCAAUACUUUCAUUUUAUCUUAAAAGCAACAGGUCUCUUAAAACUGGUUGUAUUGUGUAAUGCCUUUCUUUAUUGCAUUUACAGUUUCUAGAAUUCAUCACACAAUACUCAAGCAUUUCCCAA